GGACGCUUCAAAGACAAAAUCAUACUCGUAUGCUUAAGCAAUCACUUACUGUGCUUCAGCCAAGAAUGAUGAUGCCGACAGUAAGCAAACAGCUGCGCACUCGGAUAAAUUGCCUUCCUUUUCAGCUUAGAAGCAUAACCCUACCACGCAAACCAACUGAACCUGGACCGGAGGACUGUUGUCAGAGCGGUUGCAAUAUAUGUGUGUGGGACCAAUACGCGGAUGCGCUUGAGAAGUGGAAGGAAAGAGUGUCAAAGUUGGAAGCAAAGGAAUCUGGGAAAAGCUUGGGAAAAACGUUCAUGCCACCGACGCCGCCUAAAAAUGUCGGCUUGGUCGCCUUUGAGGAGCUGGAGAAACAGUUGAGCAAGCAGACGGAUGAAAAAGAGGCACAGCCUGAACAAAAUCAGCACCCAGGCUGAGUAUCAUGCCUGGUAUGUACGAGCCUGGCUGAGCUCCGAAGCAGCUGACAAUGCCAAUGCUCACGUACGCACGCUCGCCCUCAUCCUCAUCGUUCCCCAUGCGACCACUUGCCUACGGCCGCAGCAUUCGCACAGAGAGUACUAAAUGCUUCCUUCCACCAAACCGCCUUCCUGACCCCGCCCCCAGCGGUCAUCCGUGUCUCAUGGCCCCGGCCUUCUUGAGGGCACCACACGUGCAUUUAGUCAUGGGGCUGCACCCACGCAGCUGUGCCCACGCGACGCGAUUGGCCAUGCGACCCCAUCCAAGAGCAGUAGUCGAGACGUUGGUAGUUGGGAGCCGUUCUCCUGCGCGUGACCGUGGCCACAUACUCAUCUGUAUGUAGAGCUCGUGUUUUUGGAUUCAGGUGGCAGUUGCCUGGCGUUAAGAGACGAGAUUGCGUACCUUGCGUUCCAGGUCGCUUUAUUUGCGCUGUGUGUGGUUAGGUUUAGGUCACGGAACGUAGCCUAAGAGGCACGGUAUUAUGUAUGGAUUGCAGCCUUGCAAGGACGUCAACUGUGCUCCUGGACGCUAUAGCUCCACAGUUGUAAAGCACCCAAGAUG
Molecule: messenger RNA, 1020 nt
Organism: Astrephomene gubernaculifera
Lineage: Eukaryota; Viridiplantae; Chlorophyta; Chlorophyceae; Chlamydomonadales; Astrephomenaceae
Source: the annotation of a GenBank genome assembly